Messenger RNA from Dreissena polymorpha, 2649 nucleotides. Its product is annotated as solute carrier family 35 member F6-like. The record is from RefSeq and is a predicted model, not a curated record. The transcript has 13 exons. Gene Ontology annotation, cellular component: membrane; intracellular membrane-bounded organelle. Bases 252 to 1322 code for a protein of 356 amino acids. NCBI's taxonomy places the organism in Eukaryota, Metazoa, Mollusca, Bivalvia, Myida, Dreissenidae.
ACAAAACAAUUGUUUUGUAAACCGUUUCCAACAAAUACAAAAAUAAACACAAUUUCAACAUUUAUUUCAUUAUAAUACAACUAUCGAUAGCAAUAAGCGACCACUAUCUUGAAGACCACCAUGGUGUGAAUGCCUGAUGAAAUCAAUAAUUAGCCGAUAAAUCGCAGAUAAGGUGUCAUAAACAACACUGAGCUGUAGGCCACAACUCAGAUGUUCAUGCUUUUAAUCACCCCUGGUUUCAGACAUGGAUCAUGUUUAUAGGAGAGUCGCUGUGUCUCGUGGGGCUUUGCCUGCACCGUAGGCGGGAACUGCGUGAUUACAGACGCUUAGUUGCAGAAAACGAAUCGUUGAUGGUGAAAACAACUCCAGAAAUCAAAGAACCAUAUCAUGCUCGGCUCUUUCAGUGGGUGGUCGUGCUGCCGACCCUCUGUGACCUCGUGGGAACCUCUCUCGCAGGAAUUGGCCUGGUGUACGUAGAUGCAUCAGUGUGGCAGAUGUUACGAGGCUCCAUCAUCAUCUUUACUGGUAUUCUAUCAAAAAUCUUCCUGAAGCGCCCACUGAAAAUAUCUCACUGGAUUGGCAUGGUGACAGUGAUGAUAGGUUUGAUACUAGUAGGGUGCUCAAGCAUUUUCACGAGCCUGAGUAACAAAACUUCAGGCGGAAAGACAUUGCUGGGAAUUCUGCUGAUAUUGGGCAGUCAGAUUGUUAGUGCCGCUCAGAUGGUGAUUGAGGAGACAUUUCUGAAGAGUCGAAACCUUCACCCACUACAUGUCGUCGGUCUUGAGGGGUCGUAUGGAUUCCUGCUAAUGUCUUUUGUUGUUUUGCCAGCUAUGUACUUCAUUCCUGGUGCCGAUGUGGGCAAUAAAUACGAGAACAGCGUGGAUGCGCUCUACCAGAUGGCCAACUCUCCUCGACUGCUCGUGUUAUGCCUCCUGUACCUCAGCUCCAUUGCAUUUUACAAUUACUUUGGACUUGCAGUUACCAGGUCUCUUACAGCUGUACACAGGACGUUGAUCGAUGCUUGCAGAACCAUCAUGGUUUGGGUUGUAGACAUGUUGAUUUACUACGCUUUCGAUAAGAACUUUGGGGAACCGUUCGAAAAGUCGUAUGGUAUAUUGCAAAUUGACGGCUUCAUAUUUCUCUUGAUUGGGACAGCUAUCUACAAUCAGUUACUGGACAUACGGAACUUUGUGCCGUGCUGGACAUUCAGCUCCGAAGAGCUGUCAGCUGUCAACCCGAGUAACAGCAACAUCCAAGACGUGAGCUGUAGCGAGGAUGAGGACGAUGAGAAAACUAGUCUGCUUAAAGGACGGAACAAGUGAGCCUCGUUCUGGGAAAAUAGGGCUUAAUGCAUAUGCGUAAAGUGUCAUUCCUGAUUAGUCUAUGCAGACCACACAGGCUAAUCGACACUUUCCAUUACUAUUACACUAUGCGGACUGCACAGGCUAAUCUGGAAUGACACUUUGCGCAUUAUGAAUUAAGCCCACUUUUCCAAGAAUGGGACUCAAGUGAUUUGUGAUGUCAAAACACAUCGUUGUUUCAGACUGUAUUUCAGGUUGCACAUGUAGUGUAAAGCUUGAAAGUAAUGCAUGUGAUAUUGAACAUUGACACAUUUAGAUGUUUCAAAAGUAUGCAUUCAAUCUUAAAUUCGGAAAAUAUUUGUAUGCCAAAAUCACUUUUGAUCAAAUAAUUGUAAUACUUAUUAACUUGCCUGUGACUCAGAUUGUAAAUGUUAAAUUAUUGUUAGAUUUAGAAUAAUUUUAUCAUGUUAUUCAUUAUCGGAAUAGUACGCCGUUGCAUUGUAUCAAGAUAACAUUAAAAAUGGCCGACUAGCGGCUGUCAUGGAUUAAAAAAAAAUUCGAACGUUGUCUUUAAUAUUAGUUAAAUGCGAACGAAACCUCUCAUGCGUAAUAUAAGAAGUAUUAUUGCGUUGUUAAAAUUUUGCGUCAAUCAGAUUCAAGAUGGCUUCUUGGAACCAUCUUUUUCGGAUCGGCUGAUUUCCGUAAAACUUUUAAAUUUUCUUAAUGAAAAUAGUGAACACUCUGAUCUUCUUGGUCCUCUUGUUUUUAUCAACACCAUGGCAUCUCAAUAUUAAUUUCAACGCCAUAUUAUCUGUUUAAAAGCCAUUUCGUGUUUGCUUUUAACAAACUCGGAACGUUUUACGUUAUAAAAUUUCUUAGUGUCGAAGACCAAUGAAGCACUGAUGCAUGCAACCUGCAUCGACUGACAUCAUCUGCCUGUUUGUUCAUUUAUUUAUUAUCAGCAUUUUCAGUAGGUGCCCCAUUAUACCUAGUAAUACUCAGUUGUGUACGAAUCGUGUUACAAUUUAAUCCUGUACUUGCUUGUGCGACAAACGAUUUGCACUGCCUUUCAUAUCUUGAAUAAACCGAUCUAAGAUCUCAUACAUGUAUUUAAAAGUUUCAUUUCAUGUUAUAAAGUCUUUCAAAGACCCGCAUUAUUGACCAAUUAGUCUGAGACGGACCGAAGUGCAGUCAAAAACGUCAUAAGCAGUUUAAUUCAGUUUAAUUGCUCAAUUCUUCGAGACAACGUUCUUGAUGAAUAUUGUGGCAAACAUGUUAUUUUAUCAAUAUUUGUAUUAUAUUAAACUUCGAAUAAAAUGUAUUGCAUGCACGCAAUACUUACAGUGAA